Messenger RNA from Ascochyta rabiei, 1071 nucleotides. RefSeq lists its product as uncharacterized. Gene Ontology annotation, cellular component: fungal-type cell wall. Gene Ontology annotation, biological process: fungal-type cell wall organization. NCBI's taxonomy places the organism in Eukaryota, Fungi, Ascomycota, Dothideomycetes, Pleosporales, Didymellaceae. The transcript has 2 exons. Gene Ontology annotation, molecular function: structural constituent of cell wall. The record is from RefSeq and is a predicted model, not a curated record. Bases 1 to 1071 code for a protein of 356 amino acids.
AUGAAGUCCUACAUCGCUCUCGCCCUUGCGUCCACCGCAUUGGCUCUUCCCCAGACUUCCGGCUCCUCAGGAUGCGCGUCUUCCGCCCCGGGAACUUUCCAGAUCCAGACUGUCAACAAGCCCAGCUCUAAGCGUGGCCUUGUGGAGCGCCAGCUUGCCGGUGCUCUCACUCUGACCCUGGAGAACGGUAUCUUGAAGGACCAGGCUGGUCGCCAGGGAUACAUCGCUUCCAACGACCAGUUCCAGUUUGACGGUCCCGUCCAGGCUGGCGCUCUCCAGACUGAGGGCUUUGCUCUUUGCGGCAACAACUCUCUUGCUCUGACCACUGGUCAGCGCCCCUUCGGCGCAACGACCUUCUGGCAGUGCUUGUCUGGCGACUUCUACAACUUGUACGCCGACUCCCAGGGUAUGCAGUGCGUACCGAUCUACAUCCAGGCUGUCAACAAAGGCUCUGGUUCCGCCUCUCAGAUCAGUGACGGACAGCCUCAGGCAACCACUCCUGCUGCUUCCGCCACCAAUGCCGUCUCUCAGAUCUCCGAUGGUCAGCCCCAAGCUACCACCCCCGCUGCCUCCGCUGUAGUAUCUCAGAUCUCUGAUGGCCAGCCCCAAGCCGGCACCCCCGCUCCCUCUGCCACUGCCGUCGUCUCCCAGAUCUCCGAUGGCCAGCCCCAAGCCGGCACCCCUGCUCCCUCUGCCACCAACGUUGUCUCCCAGAUCUCCGACGGCCAGCCCCAAGCCGGCACCCCUGCUCCCUCUGUUAGCAACGUUGUCUCCCAGAUCUCCGACGGCCAGCCCCAAGCCGGUACUCCUGCUCCCUCUGUUAGCAACGUUGUCUCCCAGAUCUCCGACGGCCAGCCCCAAGCCGGUACUCCUGCUCCCUCUGUUAGCAACGUUGUCUCCCAGAUUUCCGACGGCCAGCCCCAGGCUCCCGUCGCCACUGGCAACACAACCAUCUCGCGCCCCAACGCGACCACCAGCCAGCCCGCCGCGUUCACCGGCGCCGCUGCCUCCGCCACCUUCGCCGCUGGCGCUGUCGCUGCUGGUCUGUUUGGUCUGUUCGCCAUGUUGUAA